Molecule: messenger RNA, 996 nt
Organism: Haemonchus placei
Lineage: Eukaryota; Metazoa; Nematoda; Chromadorea; Rhabditida; Trichostrongylidae
Source: the annotation of a GenBank genome assembly
AUGAUCACAUACAAUACCUGUUUAUACUUAUUUACACUGAUUAUGACUGUCGGAGGUGAGACGCCAUUCUUCGAUCUCACUCGUUACAAUGAUUUCCCCGAGAUCGAGGAGUAUGUACGAGGAGUGGCCAAAAUGAAUCCGGAAUUCGUCUCAUUACGGCUUAUUGGCCACAGUCGCGAAGAUCGUCCAUUGCUCGGUCUUAAGAUUACUGCCGACUUGCAAAGCAAAAACAUAAGCGAGACCAGUGAAUGGCCCAGCUUCUCCAUUGGCAUAAUGCUGGUGCAAAAGUACAAAAUAGAUGAUAAGAUCACUGCUUAUGUAGAUUCCUUGGACAUCUACAUAUUUCCGGUGCUAAACCCGGAUGGCUUUAUAUUUUCGCGGACAUCAACGAGAGCAAUUAUUCGACAGUGGCGAAAAAACCGCGCUCCUGAGAACUGUACCGGUUCAGUUGGAUAUUUGGAAGACAUCUGCUGUGAGGGUGUCGACCUGAAUAGGAACUAUGAUUUAGGUGAGCCGGAGACAAGGUCAGUCGUCGAAUUUUGCGAAAUCUACGGACGUCUACAUGCUCUUGUCUCUAUGCAUACUCAUGGCCAGUUAUGGAUUCUACCGUAUAACCAUCACAAACGAACUUAUCCAGAGGACUUCAAAGAACUAGAAAAGCUUGCCGCUCGAGCCGCUCAAAAAGUCUACUCAUACCGAGAGACCAAGUAUCGGAUAGGUACCGCUGCGGAUAUGCUCGGAACAGCAACAGGUGGUGCCACUGAUUGGAUCAAGAAGAAUACUCCCACCAAAUACGUCUAUGUUCUGGAAUUACCACCGGACAUGUCUACCUGGUUCGCAUUUCAAAUCAAACCCCACUGGCUGAUACCGAUUGGAAAAGAGACUUGGAUGGGGAUUAAAGUAAUUCUCGAUCAAGUAAUUGAAGAGACAAUCACUGAGCGAAAACGGAGAAUGACACAAAAUACCUCCCACAUCUCCUCUCGGGCGCGUUUUUGA